CGAGAUGUCCUAUGGCCUCAACAUCGAGAUGCACAAGCAGGCGGAGAUUGUCAAGCGUCUCAGUGCCAUCUGUGCUCAGAUCAUCCCUUUCCUCUCUCAAGAGCACCAGCAACAGGUGGUCCAAGCCGUGGAGCGGGCCAAGCAGGUCACCAUGGCUGAGCUCAACGCCAUUAUCGGGCAGCAGCAGCUCCAGCACCUGUCUCACCACGCCCCGGGCAUCCCCCUGACGCCUCACCCGUCAGGCCUCUCCCUGGGCGCGGGCAGCUCCGGGCUCCUGGCCCUGACCGGGGCUCUGGGGGUCUCGGCCCACCUCGCCUCCAAAGACGAGCGCAACCACCUCGACCCUGAACACCUCAGAGAGGGAGCGCCCAGCAGGAGCAAGUCGGUGUCGUCGACAGACAGCCAGCCCGCCGAGGAGCGCCAGGGCCCGUCCGGAGGCUACUCCUCCUCGCAGGGAGGAGCCGAGGCCAAGAGGAGGCGCUGCGACGACAAAGAGCCUCUCCCGCCUCACUCCUAUGACAGCGAUGGAGACAAGAGCGAAGACAAUCUGGUGGUGGACGUCUCCAACGAAGAGCCCAACUCUCCAGCCGGCAGCCCUCCACAUUCGCCGCAUGGGAACGGUUUGGACCGGGCCCCGACCUUAAGGAAAGAGCUGCCGGGCUCCUCGAGCGCCGGAGAGGCUCCGUCCACCCCAAACCCCCGCAGCCCCACCCCGGGCAAGGCCAAGGACCCCGCACAGAUGGAUAAGUCCCAGUCUCCGCUGUCCAAGUCUGGCACCCCGUCCCCGUCCCACCGUGAGGCCCUUACCCCCGGAGCCCCCGGAGCCCCCGGAGCCCCUGGUCCCAGCACCUCCUGCCUUCGCCUGGUCAGCAAAGCAGCAGCCAGCGCAGACCCCCUCGCUCUCCGCAGUCCCAUGUCUGUGCCCCCCGGUUCAUACCCGGCUCAUUUUGGCGUGGUGUCCCACGCAGGCCUGAACGGGGAGCUGGCCAGUCCCGGAGGCUUCGGCGGAGCCCUGACUCUCUCCCCACAGAUCAGCGCAGCAGCCAGCGCCUACUCCCGGAGCCCCAUGGUGGCGUAUGACUCCCGGUCUCACCUGAGGGCCCCGGGGUUGUCCUCCUCUCUGCCCGGCUCGUCUGGUGGAAAGCCCGCCUACUCCUUCCACGUGAGCGCCGACGGCCAGAUGCAGCCGGUGCCCUUUCCCCCCGACGCCCUGCUGGGUCCGGGGAUCCCCCGUCACGCCCGGCAGAUCCACACCCUGAGCCACGGGGAGGUGGUGUGCGCCGUCACCAUCAGCACCUCCACGCGCCACGUCUACACCGGAGGCAAAGGCUGCGUCAAGGUGUGGGACAUCAGCCAGCCGGGCAGCAAGAGCCCCAUGGCCCAGCUGGACUGUCUGAACAGGGAUAACUACAUCCGCUCCUGUAAAAUCCUCCCCGACGGGCGAACCUUGAUUGUCGGCGGAGAGGCCAGCACGCUGUCGAUCUGGGAUCUGGCCACGCCGACUCCCCGCAUCAAGGCGGAGCUGACGUCGUCCGCUCCCGCCUGCUACGCUCUGGCCAUCUCCCCCGACAACAAGGUCUGCUUCUCCUGCUGCAGCGACGGCAACAUCGUGGUCUGGGACCUCCACAACCAGACGCUGGUCAGGCAGUUUCAGGGCCACACGGACGGAGCGAGCUGCAUCGACAUCUCCAACGACGGCACCAAGCUGUGGACGGGCGGCCUGGACAACACGGUCCGCUGCUGGGACCUCCGAGAGGGACGCCAGCUGCAGCAGCACGACUUCACCUCGCAGAUCUUCUCUCUGGGCUACUGUCCGACGGGCGAGUGGCUGGCCGUGGGGAUGGAGAGCAGCAACGUGGAGGUCCUGCACGUCUCCAAACCCGACAAGUACCAGCUGCACCUCCACGAGAGCUGCGUCCUCUCGCUCAAGUUCGCCUACUGCGGAAAGUGGUUCGUGAGCACAGGAAAAGACAAUCUGUUGAAUGCAUGGAGGACACCAUAUGGAGCGAGCAUUUUCCAGUCCAAGGAGUCCUCGUCUGUGCUGAGCUGUGACGUCUCCCCCGACGACAAGUACAUAGUGACGGGCUCCGGGGACAAGAAGGCCACGGUGUACGAGGUGGUGUACUGAGGGGCCGAGGGACGAGAUGGGAAGAGACAGGAUGGAGAUUUUG
This is a messenger RNA of Stegastes partitus (bicolor damselfish), 2171 nucleotides long. RefSeq names its product TLE family member 2, transcriptional corepressor b (gene tle2b). The transcript is spliced from 17 exons. Gene Ontology annotation, cellular component: nucleus; transcription regulator complex. Gene Ontology annotation, molecular function: transcription corepressor activity; protein binding. Lineage: Eukaryota; Metazoa; Chordata; Actinopteri; Pomacentridae. The record is from RefSeq and is a predicted model, not a curated record. The coding region runs from base 5 to 2128 and encodes 707 amino acids. Gene Ontology annotation, biological process: negative regulation of canonical Wnt signaling pathway; regulation of DNA-templated transcription.